UUCCUUCUCUUUCUCAACUGCAUUUUUUUGAUUUUCUAGGAAUAAACUAAAAGGACGAGUUUCAGAGAGAGAGAGACAUGGAAGAAGAACUGCUGAAAAGGCCUAUGAUUGAUGAGGAAAAUCUAAAAGAAAAUGAUGAAACUCAAAAAAAUGGCUCCUCAGCAACCCCAGUUGUUGUUCUCAGCACUUUGGUUGCUCUCUGCGGUUCUCUCUGCAUUGGUUGCGUUAUUGGAUAUUCCUCACCUGCUCAAGCUGGAAUCAUGAAAGACCUGGACCUCUCUGUUGCAGAUUAUUCGGUUUUCGGUUCGAUAGUGACAGUUGGAGGAAUGAUUGGUGCGCUAGGGAACGGGAAAAUGGCGGAUCUCAUAGGCCGGAGAGCAACUAUGUGGUUAUCCGAAGUGUUGAGUACCGCAGGGUGGACCGCAAUAGCACUCGGAAAGACUGCUUGGUGGCUGGACUUUGGAAGGCUCUUGCUUGGGCUCGGAUACGCGCUUAUUUGCUACGUGGUGCCUAUAUACAUUGCUGAAAUAACUCCAAAGAACAUCAGGGGAAGAUUUACUUCUGCCUAUCAGUUGAUGAUUUGUUGCGGAAUAUCGUUGAUGUACUUCAUUGGGAAUGUUGUUAACUGGCGCACCUUGGCUGUAAUUGGUGCCGUUCCAUCAAUGUUACAUAUAUUAGGAUUAUUCUUCAUUCCUGAGUCUCCUAGAUGGCUGGCGAAAAUCGGUAAGCACAAAGAGCUUAAAGCUGCACUGCAGAGUCUAAGGGGGAAGAAUGUUGAUGUCUCCGGAGAAGCAACUGAAAUCAUAGAUUACACAGAAACCUUUCAGCAGCACUCAGAGAGAGUUCUGGAUCUGUUCCAAAAGAGAUAUGCUCAUGCACUCACUGUUGGAGUUGGGCUGAUGGCGCUGCAACAACUUGCAGGGAAUGCUGCAGUUGUUUACUACUCCAGCUCUAUAUUUACAAAGGCUGGAGUGUCAAGUAGUGUUGGGACUAUAUUAAUGGCCAUUAUCCAGAUUCCUGCCGUUGCAUUGAGUGUGCUUGUGACCGAUAAAUUGGGAAGACGGCCCCUUUUAAUGAUUUCUGCGGCCGGAAUGUGCUUGAGUUGCUUUCUUCUUGGCUUGUCAUUCCUAUUUCUGGACCUGAACUACUUGCAGCAGCUCACUUCCAUAAUGGUUUAUAUUGCACUUCUGGGGUAUAGCGUGUCAUUUGUAAUGGGCGUGGCAGGAUUACCCUGGGUUAUAGUGUCAGAGAUAUUCCCUAUAAACGUUAAGGGUUCAGCUGGAAGCCUUGUGACUUUGGCAAGCAAGUCAUGUUCUUGGAUAGUUACAUACAGUUUCAAUUUUAUGAUGCUAUGGAGCUCCUCAGGCACAUUUUUUGUCUUCUCUGUCAUUUGUGGCUCAACUCUUCUUUUUGUUUUCAAGUUAGUGCCUGAGACCAAAGGGAAAACUUUAGAAGAAAUACAAGCAUCAAUUGCACAUUUUCUUCGGUGAUUCAUAAACAUGGAAAGUUGUUUCUGCUUCUCUAUAAAUGGUUUUAUCCACAGUGUGAUAAGCAGACAAAAUAGAGGAAAACAGAGUUUCUUUUUCUUUUCUUUUUUCCCCAUUAUUCAAAUAGUUUAUCUUACGUUAUCCAGUUAUAUUUUGUCCUUAAA
Morus notabilis is the source of this 1651-nucleotide messenger RNA. RefSeq names its product sugar transporter ERD6-like 5. Gene Ontology annotation, biological process: transmembrane transport; carbohydrate transport. The transcript has 18 exons. Bases 78 to 1490 code for a protein of 470 amino acids. Gene Ontology annotation, molecular function: sugar transmembrane transporter activity. Gene Ontology annotation, cellular component: membrane. Lineage: Eukaryota; Viridiplantae; Streptophyta; Magnoliopsida; Rosales; Moraceae. The record is from RefSeq and is a predicted model, not a curated record.